Molecule: messenger RNA, 1461 nt
Organism: Naumovozyma dairenensis CBS 421
Lineage: Eukaryota; Fungi; Ascomycota; Saccharomycetes; Saccharomycetales; Saccharomycetaceae
Gene: SHE1
Product: She1p
Exons: 1
Coding region: 1-1461 (486 amino acids)
Cellular component (GO): microtubule cytoskeleton
Molecular function (GO): microtubule binding
Source: RefSeq, a predicted model, not a curated record
AUGAAUAAUAACGAUAACAGACAAGGAUUAUUGAACCAAAAUUCAAAUAUUUUUAACUAUAGAAUGAAUGAAAGAGUAAUUCAACAAAGAGAAGAACAAAAUGAUCCAGUACGACAGCAGCAAGCCCAGCAUCAUCAAAAUUCAAAUAUAAUUGAUACAAUUGGUGUCUCUAAAACACUAGGUAAUAAGGUCUUUGAUGAAUUGGAUUCAAGAACAACAUUGAAGUUUCAACAAUUAAGAGAACAACAUAAUGAUAAUAACAACAAUGAUGACUCAAACGAUCUUACAAGCAGUAACUUCGAGGAAUUUUUUAAAUCGAAACAUAACAUUCAGUUUAACAACAUGCAAAGUUUACAAGAUUAUAAAUAUCUUUACAAUAUUAACAUUAACGAACAACGACAGCAAGCAGAACAACAACAAGUUUUACCAAGAACUCCAAAGAAACAAAGUAUAGACACCAUCAUUUCCCAUAAUGAUGAAAAUAAUAAUAAUAAUCUAGAAUCACUUAAAAGAUUCAAAACUAAUGAUUCAACAUUUAGAACGAAAAGAAGAUCAAUUGUACCGACAGCAACUCCUGUCAGUGAUAUAACAAGACGAAUACGAAGAUUAAGAUUAAGAACCUCAAUUGCAAAUAAAAAGGAUGUAUCAAAUAACGAUGCAUUAUACUCAAUAAUGAAUACACCCUUAUCAAAUGCAAAACCUUUACAAAUGUCAUCUUCGAUACCACAACCGCCUCCGAAUGUAAACGUACCGCAACAUGAACCAACAUUUUUAAAACCCACUAUCAAUUUUCUAAAUAAAAUGAAGAGAUCUGAACCAAUCUUUAAAAAUUUGAAUACACAUAUCAAAAGCAAAAAUCCAAGUAUAAAUUCAGGUUUUUCUAAUGUACGGUUUUCAUCAGCGCCUAUUGUAGCUUCUUCUUCUUCUACCUCUUCAUCUUCCAAUAGCCGACCAGCAGUACCUGAUAAUACCCAUACAUCAAGAACAUCAUUUCGACCUCCGAAACUUAAACAACUACAACGAACGGUUCCACAUUCAGCUUCCAACUCUAUACUGAGAACGAAACAGUCAUACAACAACAACAACAUAGCCACUAAGAGUAGCAAUACUAAGACUGUGCCUGAAUCUGUAUCUAAUAAUCGGUCUGUAUUUGACAGAUUGUAUACUCAAUCAACUAUAUCAAGAUCAACAUCAACGAAUACCAUCAAGUUACCGGCAUCCUCAACAAAUAAAAAUAGGCAUACAAAUAUUACAAGUUCGUCAAUAAGUAAUGGUAACACAACUAAUAGCAAUAAAAUAUCAACCAUAAAAAUCGGCAGGAGUAAAACAAGUGGUACGUUGUCAUCAUCAUUAUCAUCAGCAUCGUCUACUUCAUCUACUAUGAAUACAAUUCAUAAUUCUAAAUCUAAUAAUAACAUAAACAUUAAUCAGCAAGAUUUUAAAAGGCCUGUUUGGAGAUGA